Scutellospora calospora is the source of this 725-nucleotide messenger RNA. NCBI's taxonomy places the organism in Eukaryota, Fungi, Glomeromycota, Glomeromycetes, Diversisporales, Gigasporaceae. The record is from the annotation of a GenBank genome assembly.
UAACAUUAUCAACAGUUCCAUCGUUUUCACCUGAAAUAAGGGAAAUAAGGCACGAAAUACCUUCAUUAAUAACAUCACAUACGAAUUUAACAUUUCCAACAUCACCACAUACGAAUUCAACAUUUCCAACAUCACCACACACGAAUUCAACAUUUCCAACAUCAUUACAUACGAAUUCAACAUUUCCAACAUCAUCACAUACGAAUUCAACAACAUCAUCACAUACGAAUUUAACAUUUCCAACAUCAUCAAAAACAUUACCUUUACCAACCAAUAUUAAUAACGUUAAAACACUUGAAACAUGGAUAACAAAAUUCGAAACACAUUCUAUAAUAUCAAGAAGAACAUGUGCAAAAUUUUCAAUAGAAUUUAGAGAAGAUAGUAAAUGUUUUCCAUUUUUAGGAUGUUUUGUACCAAUAUUUGAAUCUAUUAAUCAACUUGGAAGAAAUAAUAUUAUAACAUCAAAAGAAUGUUUAGAUUUUGCACUUCGAGAAGAACUUUUAUUAACACAACCUAUAGUACUUCAUGAAUCAUUAGAUGAACCUUUAACAAUAUUAUUAAAAGAAAUAUUGUUACCAAUAGAAAAAAAACAUUUAUGUGAUUAUUUGUGGGCACCAAAAGAUGAAUUUGAAGAAUAUGAACGUAUUAUGAGUGAAAUUAGUUUAAUUGAAGGUUCAAGAGUUAGUCAACUUGAACAUAUGAUAGUUGGAGAAAAGAUGGCAAAA